UCCUUGGUCACUAUCGACAUUGUGACAGACCUAGCAGGUGCGCAACUACCAUUUACAAUCCAACCCCGAGGCUAACAAAGCCUGGCAGUCAUGUCGAUACCAGUAAUGCUGAUCCGCAUGGCCAAUUUCACGAUGUCGCGCGCCAUUGUGAAUACCACCUUCAAGAGUCUUUCGGCGUUCGUGGUAACCAUAGCCAUAACUCGUCUUGCUUUCCUGUGCGAUGCUGAGUCCCAGAAUGCCGACUAUACGACAACAAUCUUCUGGCUCAUGGUCGAAGCCGCUGUUGCCUUGAUCGCAGCAUCAGUAUCGAGCUAUCGAGUUGUUCUUCUUGAUGUUAUAUGCAAACGCCAAGUGCAGCGAUCAGAUGCGAUAUCGAAGGACGGUUGGAAAUUAAUGGCUUGGUGGAGGCGCUGUGGGUCGCGUCAAGAUCGUACAGAUUCGACGUCCGUGAUCCUUUGCCCUAUCAAUUGAUCGACGCGCUCGAGUGCUUGCGAGGCCUCUAUGAGAUGGUGACAGUCCGAUUCGACGAUGGAAAUCGGCGAGUCAGGCUGGGGUCGCGAAUGCGUCUGUGCAUUUUUUGAGGGAAUCCAAUCCGUGCGACAGAUCUCUUGCAUCGCCGGAAUACGAAACCAGCCAUUUAGCUUUGGAGAAUUGACAUGUUGGCUAGUCUUCACGGGCACUACGGGCUUGUACAUUGAUGACGACCUCACG
Messenger RNA from Boeremia exigua, 711 nucleotides. RefSeq lists its product as uncharacterized. Lineage: Eukaryota; Fungi; Ascomycota; Dothideomycetes; Pleosporales; Didymellaceae. Bases 91 to 471 code for a protein of 126 amino acids. The record is from RefSeq and is a predicted model, not a curated record. The transcript has a single exon.